CAGCAUCUGCAUUGUGAGGAGAAAUCGUCCAGUGGGAGUGGGGAUCAGAAGGAAGAUGAACACAUAACUAACAACAGGUUACUUCGUUGCAGACAAACCAUAGAAAGCCAUUGCUACGUUAUUGUUUUUUUUUUGUUUGUUUGUUUUUAUUGCUUUUCAACAUGAGUUCCCUGUUUUUUUGCGAACCUCCGCCCGGUCCGGUCUGCAGCGGCUCCGGCGCGGUGACCAGCGCCCUGCGGAACGACCUGGGCUCCAACAUCCAUGUGCUGAAAACCCUCAACCUGCGCUUCCGCUGCUUCCUCGCUAAAGUCCACGAGUUGGAGCGGAGGAACAAGCUGCUGGAGAGCCAGCUGCAGCAAGCCCUGCAGCGGCCGCAAUGCCGACACCCGUUCGGCCGGGAGGUCGCGGUGCAGACGGACGGUCCCGAGUCCAGGCUCCCAGGAACCAUCUGGAGUUUCACCCACAUCCGGAGGCAAGGGGAGCGCUUCGAGACCCUGCACGGGCCCGGGGUGACGUGGACGCACCCGGACGGAGUCGGGGUGCAGAUAGACACCAUCACCCCUGAAGUGAGGGCUCUGUACAACGUGCUGGCCAAAGUCAAGCGAGAGAGAGACGAGUAUAAGAGAAAAUGGGAGGAGGAACUGUCCAAGCGAGAGAGGCUGGAGUCCACUGUGGACUCCCUACAGCAGAGCGCCCGGGAGUCAUCAGAGAUCCAGGAUGAGCUGAAUGAGAAGGUAGACAGACUGAAGGCUGAACUCGUGGUCUUCAAGGGCCUGAUGAGCGACAGACGGCAAAUGUCAGACCUGGACUCAAAGAUCCAGGAGAAAGCCAGGCGGGUGGACAUGGACAUCUGCAGGCGUAUCGACAUCACGGCCAAGCUGUGCGACGUGGCUCAGCAACGCAACUCGCAGGACAUGUCAAAAAUGUUUAACGUCAGCCCCGCCAGGUCACUCCCAGAGAAGGGCGCCAUGGCGUGCUGCAGGAGAAAGGAGCGUAAAACCAUCUCCGAUGAGGAGACCUCGGAGAUGGAUGCAGAGCCCAGCACUUCUGAGGAGGAGGUCCCUGGAUCGCUCAACAUCACGGAUGAGAUGAAACGCAUGCUCAACCAGCUACAUUGUUCAGAUAACUCCUUUGUUGCCAGGCGCGAGACGUUUGAAAUUGACGACGACUGUGACAGUCUGACUUGGGAAGAAAAUGAGGACACUCUGUUGCUGUGGGAGGAUUUCACCAACUUCAACAUGCCGUGCACCAUCGCCGCAACCGCCGGCACAGCUGCCUGCCCCGGCGAUGGGAGCGGCGAAGCUGCUGAUCCGGAUUCCCAGGAUGGAAGUCUUGGCAGCCUCAUUGAUGAAACAGAGUCACUAUUUAAGAGCAGGGAGAAGGAGUACCAGGAGACCAUCGGACAGAUUGAGAUGGAACUGGCCACAGCAAAGAGUGACAUGAACCGACACCUGCACGAGUACAUGGAGAUGUGCAGCAUGAAAAGAGGCCUCGAUGUGCAGAUGGAGACCUGUCGGCGGAUGAUUAAAGGUGGCAGGAACUCUCCGUCUUUCAGCUCGGCAGCCAGCAGCGACUCAGGGAACACAGACGAGAUCCAGGACGAUAUCUCAGAUAAAGAUGCAGAGGCUGAAGUCCCGCUCAGUUGAUGGCUGAGAUUUGUCCCACCUUCUGUUGUCUGCCUCAAUUAAUCAUUGGAGUUUAAAUAUGAGCAGAGCGUCAUCCUUGCUGGAGGAGGAACAAGCUUAACAUGGUGCAGGCUCAGAACUGGUGCUUUUAUACUGUUUAGAAAGUGGUGGUGGGCGUGUCUUUGACACCAAGCUGUGCUCUCUUUCUCGCCGCUGAUUCCAGGGCUUCAAAUCAUUUUGCAGAGGAGAAAAAGAAAUAUUUUAAACAACCUGAAAAGUAUUUUCUAUCCAGUUAAGAUCCUUUUUUUCUAAAGGAAUUGAAUACAGUACAUAUUGUACUCCUCUAUUCACCAAAACAAUUACUAUACAUCUCUUAGAUUGAGAAACGUGUGUUACUGCUGAUUGAAAUACUCUCUUGUUAUUGUGUGAUUUGAUCCUAGGUUUGGUAUUUAGAGUCCAAAUUUAAGUGUUGGGAUUUAAGCGUCUUCUGUCAGGGAGACAAAGAGAAACGGAAACAAAUGGUGUUGAAGUUCUGCUUGUUUCUGAGGGAACUCUGCAGACUUGCCAAAAGUCAACAGAGGAAAGGAGCACAGCCUUUUUUUUAGUAAAUGCACCGGUGCACUACUGAAAUCUAUGCAAUUUAGCAAGCCUUAUUGUUUUUUUGGACUGUCACCCUUCUUAGCUUCUCUUAUAGCCAUUUGCCUCUUUUAAGGAAAGCAGGUAUUUUUUUUAUACUGUACUGUCUUUGUUGGGGGCAUCAACUGGAACAGUGCCCACAAAAUAUGAAUAUAUCAUAAAAGACUGCUUUGCAAAGGUAUUCAUAACCCUUGAACUUUUCCCAUUUGGGAUUUUCAUUGUGAUAGACCAACAAAAAUCCAUAAUUGUGAGGCAGAAGUAAUAGGAUAUUUAAUUUUUUACAAAAAUAAAUAAGUGUGCUGUGCAUUGUGCAGUGUUCUGGCCUUCUAUAUACGUACUUUGCAGAACCACCUUUUUACAGCUGCAAUAUUUUGUUGUUUGUCCCCUCUAGCUUUUCAUUAGACUGGAAGUUUUGCGCAUUCUUUGCAGAAUAGCCCAGACUCAGUAAGAUUGGAUGGAGAGCAUCUCUGAAUAUUAAGGUUCAAGUCUUGCCACAGUUCUAAAUACAUGUUUAGGGAUGUUGUUCUGGUGAAACUCUGUUCUAGUCUCAAGUGUUUUGCAACAUCCAACAGGAUUUCUUCAGCCGCUAAAUAAAACCAUCCCGACAGCAUAAUGCUGCCACCACCAUGUAUGAUUGGUGUUUUCAUGGUGAUGCACAUUGUGCAUAUAGACAAAAAAAAACAAAACAAUUCAAUCUGAUCUUCUAUAAAGGCAACAUUUGUGAAGCACACAAAUAGUAAUUUUCCUGUACAAGUUUCUGGCUCUCUGCAGCUCCUUUAAAGUUACAAUAGAUCUCUUGGCUGCUCUGGUAGGUUUGCAGUUGCAUCAUGCCCCUUUCAUUUAAAGAUGAGUGAACAGUGCUCUGUGAGAUGUUCCGGAUAUUACAUAUUAACAAUAUCCCAAGCUAUUAUACAGUAUAUAUAUUUUAUCUUCUCAACAACUUUCUCCCAGAUCUGUCUGCUGUGUUCCUUGGUCUUUGUGAUUCUGCCUACGGUUCACUAAUGUUCUCUAACAAAUCUCUGAGGCCAGAAAUAGAACAGCUGACAUUAUACAGAGAUUAAAGUACACUAAGAUGGGACUAUUUACUAAUAAGGUGACUUCUGAAGCCAAAUGAUUGCACUGGAUUUUAUUUAGUGGUAUCAGAGUAAAAGGUUGAAUACAUAAGCAUACAAGACUUGAUAUUUUUAUUUGUAAAAAAAUAAUUUUCAAACUAUGUAUUGCUUUCCGUUCACUUCUCAGUUGUGCACUGCUUUGUGUGGGUCUAUCACAUAAAAUCCCAAUAAAACACAUUGAUGUUUGUGGCUGUAUCAUGGCAAAAUGUGAACUAAGUUUAAAAGUAUGACUACUUAUGCAAGGCAGAGUAUUUGUUUGCCAGGUUGCUUGCUGCUGAAGUAGGCAGUGCCCUGCUCUGAAUUAGAGGAAACGCCACUCGUGUUGUGCCGCCAAUUUGCACAAAUAUAUACUUAGUUUCUUGAAAAUUAAUAAGGUAGAAGAGUUGGAUUGUAAGAACCUGAAUCAUCAGUGGUAAACAACUCCCCUUCAGAUGUUCGUGCUAAACCAAAGGGCAUAGUUCACAUUGUUCUGCAGAGUCCUCUGCAGGAGAGCAGGUUCCACUUAGUGCUUUGUUUCUUUAGAACAGGGCUAGAAACAUCAGUCUGUCAGCAUGUGAUCCUAUGUACCCCAGAGGCCUUUUGUGUUUAUAUUUGUCAUUUUGCUGCAGACUGAGAAAAUAUUUCAGCACAGAAACUAAUCAACAAAUGAAACGAGAAUGAGCAUUUUUUUUUUGUUUGUUUUAAUCAUUGGUUUAUUUUAUAUUUGAGUGUGAGUCACAGGAUCCAAGAUUAAGAACUAAUACUUUUAUCUUGACGUUUCUGGGGGCAGAAAAUGGUGAAGCAUGCUCUUGUGCACAAAAGAAGCUUUGGGUCUUUGUUUAUACAUAUAUUUUGAGCUAAAAUGCUGCAAUACAGACUGUGUACUGUCUGUCAUAUUUGCGACAAAACUUUACUUGUGGCAAAAGAUGUUUUGUUUUUAACCAGAGUGUGUUAACCAUUAAACUGUGUAGCUAUAUUAAGCUUCUAACAACUUGAAUAUAAACUAUGUUGCAGUUAUUUUUUUAUUACUAACAAAUCACGAUACAGAAUUAACACAAGAAAACAGAGAAGAGAAGCCUCACUAAUAGAGAACAUGUCAAAUUGUUGAUAUAAAAACCAGCCUGAUGAGUAACAAAGAGUCAUUCUGUUAUUUCUACUGGACUUUGCUCACAUCAUUUAAUGACUGUAUGGCUGUAGCAUCCACGAACGGUGGGUCUGAUGUGUUUCUCGCUCCUCUGAUUGUCAUACAUAACCAGCCAACCACAGCAAUUGUGCACAGUAACGUGAUGAAGAUGAAAAUAUAGAUUCUGACCUGGAUAAAGUUUUGCAGACUCGGUAGGCACAUGCCAACCUCACAGGAUUUUCCAACAUCCCCAACUCCAGCAAACUACUGGAUGUCAGGUAUAACAUGCCCACUCUCCAAACCCCUAAAGCAGGUUUCCCACAUUUUACUUCAGAAAGCUGUAGCGACUCUUAUUUGUUGAAUGUAGCUUGAUUGGAAGCCUUUAAAGACCUUAAAAUAAUGUAGCUGAUAAAACUGCAGGGACACAUGGUGUUAGGUUACCUGCUGGGACCCUCAGUGUGAGUUUCUCUGUACUGAACAAGUUCUCAAGCUUACCACCAACCAGGCGUAUGUAAAUUUUGCUGGAUGUGAAUGUUUCAUACUAAAAGGGGGUUUUAUACGAGGAGUUUUUACUCUUUGGGUGUGGGGAUUAUUUGGUUUAUCUUCGCUUGCAAACAUAUCUGCUGUUUUAGUUCCAUAAAUGCGACACGGAGGUCCAAGCUGCAGCAAUAUUUGGAUAAAAACUGCUGAACUCUUAUCAGGUCCCAGUCUUGUUUAUUUUGACUCACAGGAAACAUCUUUGUUUUAAUUAGCUGUUGUUUAUCAACGUUUAUUUAUAUUCUUUUACUCUUAGAUUUGUAAGUUUAUUCUUAAUAUUUUUGUUGAAACUAUUUAUAUGGUGUACUCCUGCAGGUGUUGGGCUGUUUUCAUUUUAAAAAUGAUGAAUGUACUCAGUCGAUGUUGGGGUAAAGUUAAAUAAAGCGGUGGAUUGGGUAAAAA
Messenger RNA from Girardinichthys multiradiatus, 5414 nucleotides. RefSeq names its product intermediate filament family orphan 2b (gene iffo2b). The record is from RefSeq and is a predicted model, not a curated record. NCBI's taxonomy places the organism in Eukaryota, Metazoa, Chordata, Actinopteri, Cyprinodontiformes, Goodeidae. Bases 162 to 1646 code for a protein of 494 amino acids. The transcript is spliced from 9 exons.